Messenger RNA from Fraxinus pennsylvanica, 1818 nucleotides. The record is from the annotation of a GenBank genome assembly. Lineage: Eukaryota; Viridiplantae; Streptophyta; Magnoliopsida; Lamiales; Oleaceae.
AUGCCAAGCAGUGUCACCACCGGAAACCCCUUACAGGGUAACAGUACUCACCGACGCCGUGUAGUCGAUGCCAUGAAUGACAUGGAGAAAUCAUAUGAUCAAAUUCAAAUUGCUUUAUGUAAUUCUGCAGACGAUAUAGAUUCAGAAACAUUGAGUAAAAGCGACGGUGUAAGUUAUCAGUACUUAUUGAAACGUAAAAGGGUGCCGGAGAAGGUUUCCAGCGUGGAUGAAUCUAUGCAUUCCUUGGGUCCAAGGAAGAAUAUGGGACGUUUGGUAUUGGGGUUGCUCUUGAUGCUUUUGGUAUUAUGGGCGUUCUUGAAGCUCCAUUUCGUGAUCGGAGUCGCCGGAAAAAUGAUGAGAAGAGACAAUGAGAUUCUGAUUAUUCAGAAUUUCAAGAAUGAUUUAUCAAAUGUUCAGAGGGUCACGUUUGAUUCUGAAACAUCUUCGGGUUCUGCUGUGAAGAAACGGCAGAUGAGGGAAUUUCCGGUCCCUGAUAUUUGGAUGAAACCAAACAGUGAUAAAUUUUACCAAUGCAUUACUCGACCAAAGAAUCGCAUUAGGACAGGCUCGACUACAAAUGGUUAUAUUCUAGUUCAUGCGAAUGGGGGACUCAAUCAAAUGAGAACAGGAAUAUGCGAUAUGGUUGCUGUUGCAAAGCUUAUGAAUGCAACCCUCGUACUUCCUUCCCUUGAUCACGUGUCCUUUUGGAGCGAUCCUAGUGAAUUUAAAGAUAUUUUUGACUGGAGGCAUUUCAUUGAAGUUUUAAAAGAUGAUAUCGAGAUAGUUGAAUCUUUGCCGUUAAAGUAUGUCACAUCGAAUCCCUAUCUCAAGGCUCCCGUCUCUUGGUCAAAGGCUAGUUACUACAAAGAACAUGUUCUUGGUUUGUUAAAAAAGCACAAGGUGAUCAAGUUUACUCAUACGGAUUCACGACUUGCUAAUAAUGGUCUCCCGCCUUCUAUCCAGAGGCUCAGGUGUCGUGCAAAUUACAAGGCGCUCCGCUACACAACAGAGAUUGAAGAGCUCGGAAAGAAGUUUGUUGAUAGACUUGGGAAAGAUGGCGAACCAUAUAUUGCUCUUCACUUAAGGUAUGAGAAAGACAUGCUUGCAUUCACCGGUUGCAGCUACAAUUUGACUGCAGCCGAGGCUGAGGAACUUAGUGGCAUGAGGUAUAGUGUUAAGCACUGGAAAGAAAAAGAGAUUGACAGCAAAGAAAGGCGACGGCAAGGGGGCUGCCCUCUUUCUCCACGGGAAGCGGCCCUAUUUCUUAAGGCUAUGGGAUAUCCAUCCUCGACGCGAAUAUACAUAGUUGCAGGGGAAAUUUUCGGUAAAAAUAGCAUGGACGCAUUCCGAUCCGAGUACCCUAAUGUUUUCACUCACUCUACACUUGCAACAGCGGACGAGUUGGAACCCUUCAAGAAUUAUCAGAACCGACUCGCUGCCUUAGAUUAUCUUGUAGCCUUAGACAGUGACGCGUUUGUUUUCACAUACGAUGGGAAUAUGGCCAAGGCUCUACAGGGGCAUAGAAGUUUCGAAGGAUUUCGUAGGACUAUAAACCCGGACAGGUUCAAUGUUGUUAGACUAGUAGAUAAGUUGGAUAAAGGUGCUAUUUCUUGGGACAAUUUCACGUCUGAGAUCAAGAGCAUACACUCCAACAGAAUCGGAGCACCGUACCUUAGACAAGCCCGUGACACACCAAGACUCGAGGAGAACUUUUAUGCGAACCCUUUUCCCGGUUGCAUUUGCAAUAGUUCUAUGGAGAAAAGAAAGCGCAAGCGACUGAAUCAGAGACCUAAUCCAGUAGUCGCUUCAGAAAGAUAG